Messenger RNA from Acanthosepion pharaonis, 2394 nucleotides. The record is from the annotation of a GenBank genome assembly. NCBI's taxonomy places the organism in Eukaryota, Metazoa, Mollusca, Cephalopoda, Sepiida, Sepiidae.
AUGGAACGAAAGACGACUGAAGAACAGAGCAAAUGGAAGCAAUCCGUCCAAGAGAAAGAAAACCUCUUGGAGAAGGCGGCAAAAUGGCUCAUCGAUUUGCAACGUUUGGUAGGCGCCGACGACGAUAACAAAGAGGUUGUUUCUAGGAUAGAGUCGCUGAGAGCGGAGCUUUCUUCGCGGCUCCACGAAUCUUUCACUCCUGUUGAGGAAGGUCAUUUUGUGGUGACCUUUCCAGAAUGGCGCCAACGAUCAUUGGAACAACUUGAAAAAGAAAUGGUCGACAUCACGAUAGAGACAUGGCACCCAGGGAAAUUGAAAUUGCAAAGCGAAAGCCGCCUGCAGGAUUCGAUCGUGUGGAUUCAUUCGUUUGCCGUCAGCGACGAAGACGAUCACGUCUUUGUUGUCGAUGGGAAUAACGAUUUGAUCAAAGAAUUCGGCGAGACUGGGGAAUUCGUCAACCAAAGUCUCUUUAAGAACGAAGGAAAGAAAUUCUUUCUCAAGGACAUUUGUCGUCUUUUCAAUGAUAUUUUGGCUGUUUGUGGUGUUUUGUGGUCGAGAGGUAAUUGUGAAGGCAACAAAUUGGAGCCUCUCUCUCUCUCUGUUUCUUUUACCCUUUGUUCCCUUCCCUUUCACGAAUCGCUCGUUUCUGUUCCUCUCACUUCUGCAUCGAUAACCACCCUCUCCUUUGUUUCUUUUGAUUUCUCUCAUUUUCCCCUGACUCUGACACUCUCUAUAUUUCCUUCUCCCUCUCUCUCUAUAUGUUUAAUUUUUUUCUCCCUCACUCUCACUAUUUCCCUUCAUUCCACACUCUCUCAUAUUUCAUUCAACUUCCUCUUAACCCCCAAUUUAUUUAAAGAGACGCCGCCAACAAUGCGCCUCAGAGACCUGGUGAAAGAUGUCGAAGAUUUCGAAAAGCGACUCCGAAAAAGGAUUGAAUGGACGAAUCAAUCGAUUAAAAAAUUGCCAAUCGAUUGCGAAUUGAAUUGCUCAAAAAUCCGAGAGCAAUUUAAAGCGUUUAUAGAUAAUGCAAGGAUGAAGGCCGAAGACUUGUGCGACCAAAUGAAAGAAAAGACGACCGAAAAACAAAGGAAAUGGCGCCAAUCUCUCGAGGAGAAAGAAAAGUUUUUGUUAGGCGGCGACGACAACGACGACAACGACGACGUUGUUUCUGGUGUAGAGUUGCUAGGAGCGGAGCUUUCAUGGUGGCACAACGAAUCGUUCACUCCUGUUGAGGAAGGUCAAUUUGUAGUGACCUUUCCAGAAUGGUGCCGACGAUCAUUGGACCAACUGCAAAAAGAAAUAGUCGAAUUCACGGUAGAGACAUGGCCUCCAAGGGAAUUGGAACUGCAAAGCGAAUACCACCUGCAGGGUUUGAACAAUAAGACGAUUUGGUCGAUUGCCGCCAGCGACGAAGACGGUCACGUGUUUGUUGCCGAUUGGGGUGGGGGCGACCAUACGAUUAAGGAAUUCGCCCAGACUGGGAAAGUAGUCGGCCGAUGUCUCUUGAAGUACGAAAGACAUAUAAUAUUCUCACCCCUGGACAUUUGUCGUCUUUCUAAAGACAUUUUCGUUGCUUGUGGGUGGGGGAACGGGGGAGUACUUUUGUUUUUGGCACGACAAAAAAGUCAGCCAUUUUUAGAAGAAGGAAAAAGAAUCAAAACAGAAGAGAAAUUUUCUUCUUUGUGUCAAAUGGACGAAAAUCUUUUCGUUUGCGAUUUGGAUUUGAAAGUAAUUUUUUCUUUUUCUAAAGAAGGAAAUCAAAUAAAAAGAAUCCAACUUGAGAAAUCGCUGCGGUGGGGUUUUGAUUCUGACCCCAUUCUUCGUGCCGAUCUGACGACCGGGAAUUUGUGGGGCACAAGACGAGGAAUGUCGGAAAUUGUUGUCUUUGAUCAAAAUGGCCAAAUUCGUCAAAUCGUCAAAACUCAAGAAGAAAUUUUUGAUUUUCAUGCAGACGAAUUUGGUUAUUUUUAUUUUUGCAACAAGGACGGAAUUUUUUCUAUCUUACCGGAAAAAACUCUCUGCUCCUCCUCCUUCCAUAUUUACUCCCUCUCUUCCUUCCUCUCCCUUAAACUGUUUUUCUCUCUUUUCUUUAUUUUCUCUACCCUCCACCAACCCCGACUUUUUUCCUCUCCAUUAUACAGGUCUCUUCAUUAUCUAUCUAUCUAUCUAUCUAUCUAUCUAUCUAUCUAUAUCUAUCUAUCUAUCUAUCUAUCUAUCUCAGUCUCAUCAUUAUCUAUCCAUUUCAAGCUUUCGGAUUCACUCACGGCAAAGCUAGCUAGCUCGAUUUCUCGCUUUCUCUUCAUCUCUCUCUCUCUCUCUCUCUCUCUCUCUCUCUCUCUUUUUCUUGUUUAUCUGUUAUGUGUAGCGAAGAAAGAAACACGAUUUAUUCAGUGA